This is a messenger RNA of Cygnus olor (mute swan), 2019 nucleotides long. RefSeq names its product cholesterol side-chain cleavage enzyme, mitochondrial. Gene Ontology annotation, cellular component: mitochondrial inner membrane. The transcript is spliced from 9 exons. The record is from RefSeq and is a predicted model, not a curated record. Gene Ontology annotation, molecular function: oxidoreductase activity, acting on paired donors, with incorporation or reduction of molecular oxygen; monooxygenase activity; heme binding. The coding region runs from base 220 to 1776 and encodes 518 amino acids. Lineage: Eukaryota; Metazoa; Chordata; Aves; Anseriformes; Anatidae. Gene Ontology annotation, biological process: cortisol metabolic process; glucocorticoid biosynthetic process; cholesterol metabolic process.
AGUUUAUCACCGAACGGGUCACCCAAACUCCAGUAGCUCUUGGGGCAGGACUGUGCUCCCCAGGUGCUGCCCCCAAAGCAAGCCCCCACCGUCCCAGCCCUUUUGGGGCAUCUCGCCAGCACCCGGCCCCGUGACGCAGCAGGAGGCGUCUCCUCGCCUUGAGCCUCGGCUGGGUGGGAUAAGAGCGAGGUCACCCUCGCUGCCCGCUCGCCCGCUCCCAUGCUCGCCCGGGCUGCGCCCAAACCGGGCGGCUUGCGGCCCCGCAGCCAUGCCGGGGGCUGCCGCCGGGCUGGGGGGGUCCCUGUCCCUGGGGGAGUCCCCAUCCCAUCGCACGGCCCCCCAGCCCCGGCCCUGGCGGCUCGUCCCUUCGAGCAGGUGCCGGGUGAGCGGCGGGGCGGCUGGGUCAACCUCUACCGCUUCUGGCAGGAGGGCGGCUUGCACAACGUGCACAACAUCAUGGCCCGCAAGUUCCAGCGCUUCGGGCCCAUCUACAGGGAGAAGCUGGGUGUCUACGAGAGCAUCAACAUCAUCAGCCCCCGGGACGCGGCCACGCUCUUCAGGUCGGAGGGGAUGUUGCCCGAGCGCUUCAGCGUGCCCCCCUGGGUGGCUUACCGCGACUACCGCAACAAGCCCUACGGCGUACUCCUCAAGAAGGGGGAGGCUUGGCGCUCGGAUCGCCUGACCCUGAACAAGGAGGUGCUGUCGCCGCAGGUGGUGGAGGGCUUCGUGCCCCUGCUGAGCGAGGUGGGCGAAGACUUCAUCCGGCGGGCACGGGCACAGGUCCAGAAGAGCGGCCGGGAGCGCUGGACGGCCGACUUCAGCCACGAGCUCUUCCGCUUUGCUCUGGAGUCUGUGUGCCAUGUGCUGUACGGGGAGCGGCUGGGGCUGCUGCAGGACUUUGUGGACCCCGAGGCGCAGCGCUUCAUCGACGCCGUGACGCUGAUGUUCCACACCACCUCACCCAUGCUCUACCUGCCGCCCGCCCUGCUCCGCGGCCUCAACGCCAGGACGUGGCAGGACCACGUCCACGCCUGGGAUGCCAUCUUCACCCAGGCUGACAAAUGCAUCCAAAACGUCUACCGGGACCUGCGGCUGCAGCGCAAGAGCAGCAGGGAGUACGCGGGCAUCCUCUCCAGCCUCCUGCUGCAGGACAAGCUGCCCCUGGAUGACAUCAAGGCCAGCGUCACCGAGAUGAUGGCGGGCGGCGUGGACACGACCUCGGUGACGCUGCAGUGGGCCAUGUUCGAGCUGGCGCGGUCCCCGGGCACCCAGGAGCAGCUGCGGGCGGAGGUGCUGGCCGCCAAGCACAAGGUGGCGGGGGACAGGGUGAAGAUGCUGAAGACCACCCCGCUGCUCAAGGCGGCCAUCAAGGAGACGCUCAGGCUGCACCCCGUGGCGGUGACGCUGCAGCGGUACACGGUGCAGGAGGUUGUCCUGCAGGACUACCGCAUCCCCCCCAAGACACUGGUGCAGGUCGGUCUCUACGCCAUGGGCCGGGACCCCGAGGUCUUCCCCAAGCCGGAGCAGUUCAGCCCCGAGCGCUGGCUGCUGCCGGGCUCCAAGCACUUCAAGGGGCUGAGCUUCGGGUUCGGGCCGCGGCAGUGCCUGGGGCGCCGCAUCGCUGAGCUGGAGAUGCAGCUCUUCCUCAUGCACAUCCUGGAGAACUUCAAGAUCGAGACCAAGCGGGCGGUGGAAGUUGGGACCAAGUUUGACCUCAUCCUCCUCCCCGACAAACCCAUCUACCUGACGCUCCGGCCCCUGCAGCGCCCGGCGUGAGCGGGACACCUGGUGGCCCCCCUCCAGUCCCAGCCUGGGGACACCUCCAGCACCUCCAGCCCUGGCUCCAGCCCCACAGGACAAGGGGGGAAAGCUGCCCCCCUCCCCAUUUUGCUUCGCCUCUGUUUUGCUCUGUAAUUUCUAAAAGCAGCAGAUCUUUGCCGUGAGCAUGAAUUUUGCAUCUCGGAGUGUCUCCGGUGUCCUGCCCCCUGAAGACCCCCUAGGGCAGGGGGUCCAGGAUCC